AAUUCAUCAUUGAAUAUGAAGAUGCAAUGCACGAGGCGGGGCUGUGGCACCACCAAACGGAAGUUCCGGGGACGCAGACCACAGCCCAGCUGAAGCUGUCUCCAUACGUGAACUACUCCUUCCGAGUGAUGGCAGAGAACAACCUGGGGAGGAGCUUGCCCAGCGAGGCGUCUGAACAGUAUUUGACCAAAGCUGCAGAACCAGAUAAAAAUCCCAUGACUGUGGAAGGACUAGGAUCAGAGCCCGAUAAUUUGGUGAUUACGUGGCAGCCCUUGAAUGGUUUUGAAUCAAAUGGGCCAGGCCUUCAGUACAAAGUGAGCUGGCGCCAGAAAGAUGGUGAUGAUGAAUGGACGUCUGUGGUGGUAGCAAAUGUAUCCAAAUAUAUUGUCUCGGGCACGCCAACCUUUGUUCCCUACCUGAUCAAAGUCCAGGCUCUGAAUGAUGUGGGGUUUGCUCCAGAGCCAGCUGUCGUUAUGGGACAUUCUGGAGAAGACCUCCCCAUGGUGGCUCCUGGGAAUGUGCAUGUGACCGUGGUGAACAGUACCUUAGCUGAGGUGCACUGGGACCCAGUGCCUCUGAAAAGUGUGCGAGGACACCUGCAAGGCUAUCGGAUUUACUACUGGACGGACCAGAAUUCAUCAAAAAGAAACAGACGCCACAUUGAGAAAAAGAUCCUCACCUUCCAGGGCAGCAAGACCCACGGCAUGUUGCCGGGGCUGGAGCCCUUCAGCCACUACACACUGAACGUCCGCGUGGUCAACGGGAAGGGGGAGGGCCCGGCCAGCCCCGACAGACUCUUUCAUACGCCGGAAGGAG
Myotis lucifugus (little brown bat) is the source of this 816-nucleotide messenger RNA. RefSeq names its product neuronal cell adhesion molecule-like. The transcript is spliced from 5 exons. The annotation marks the transcript as partial. Gene Ontology annotation, biological process: brain development; cell-cell adhesion. Gene Ontology annotation, molecular function: cell-cell adhesion mediator activity. NCBI's taxonomy places the organism in Eukaryota, Metazoa, Chordata, Mammalia, Chiroptera, Vespertilionidae. The record is from RefSeq and is a predicted model, not a curated record.